Hyposmocoma kahamanoa is the source of this 1429-nucleotide messenger RNA. RefSeq lists its product as uncharacterized. Bases 154 to 1344 code for a protein of 396 amino acids. The record is from RefSeq and is a predicted model, not a curated record. Lineage: Eukaryota; Metazoa; Arthropoda; Insecta; Lepidoptera; Cosmopterigidae. The transcript has 2 exons.
GCGUUUCACUUGAGUACACCUGAAAUAAAAUUUAUUACAACGCAGUACGGCGGCGUCACAUAAAAUAUAUUUCAUUUUCAUUUUAUUGCUUACAAAUAAUAUAAAAUAAAAGUCCAAUGUGAUAUUCAUUACACGAAUGUAUUUGUUAUUCUGAUGGAGUGUUUAAAGUAUUGGUUGAUUGUUUUAGGAAUAUUAAGUUUUGCUACUGGUGUAAAAAUCAACGUGCAAGGAUCGGUCAGUCUCGGUAAAGAUGUUCUCGAUACUAUAACAUACUAUAUGAAACCUACUAUUGUUCAACAUUACAGAAGAAAUUUGCAAUCUUCUGACCCACAAUCGGAAAUGAUCAAGUGGACUGUUGAAACCUCAAACUUGGGUAAAGGUCUCCGAAUGUGCCAAGGAUCUAAAGGAAAAUUCUUGAAAGAUUAUGUACUAGUACUAUCAAACGGCAUAGAUAGCAUCCUGGACGGCAUCAUCAACUCAACUCCAGAAAAACUGCAAGAAAAUAAAGGAACACAUUUCGCAGACGAACUUAAACCAUUAUUGAACAGUAUCAAUGAUUUGCUCGAAACUACCGACUCAGAAAUAACGCAGGAGACAGAAACGUUCACUUGGCUAACGCUGUUGAAGAAGAUAAGUGCAAAAUUUCAGGAGGCAUCACAAAACUUUGUCGCUGGAAAAUUAGCUGGCGAUCCGGUCGAGAUUGCUAGCGUAAGAAAAGGGUUAUCACAGAAAUUGAUCAUCGCCAUAGUUAUUGUAGAAAGCAGAUUUGAGAGGAAACUAUGUGUAGAACAUCAGAUUUGUCAAAAAGAUUACGAAUGCACUACAGCACUGGCGGCGUUGCUGGAGCAAUUCCAAACGGCGUCAAAUGAUAAAGCCAAAGAUUUCAUGAUGUUCUUCUACGAAUCUUUGCCUGACAACUUCUUUUUCUUUAUGGACGAAACCACAACCCAAGAGUUUCAAGUUAUUUUGAGCGAUUUGAGUUAUUCUAAAAAUCCUAAAACCAAGGAUAUUUUAUUGACUGUGUAUAAAACUAUACAAGCCAGAUUGGAAACUUUGAAAACGAACGCAGAGUUACCAAAAGGGUAUGACAUGAUACUAAUACACGGUAUUAUGUCAGACAUGGACUACUUUUAUUAUGACAAACGGAAAACUUACUCGUUUGAUAAUUUCUUAGGAACGUUCACAGAGUGGAUGAGACGCGGUGGCAAAUUUCAUAUGCAACUGCGUCAUGUUAUAAGAGAAUUAGGAAUAAAACUGAGCCAAUAUCCUAAAGAAAUGGUUCAAAAACUUGAAAACCAAGCGAGAGUGUUUUUGGAAUUGACAGUGGAUCCUGAGAAAUCCUGAAACUGUGCUGAGAGUCCUGCUCACAGAAUAUUUAAAUUUUGAAUAAAAUAAAUAGCAUUUUCGUAUUAAAGUCUAAUCAAUUCUU